This is a messenger RNA of Lolium perenne, 1819 nucleotides long. RefSeq names its product dirigent protein 5. NCBI's taxonomy places the organism in Eukaryota, Viridiplantae, Streptophyta, Magnoliopsida, Poales, Poaceae. The record is from RefSeq and is a predicted model, not a curated record.
GAUUCGAGCUCUCAUCACAACAGCUGAACAUCAACUAGCUCACCUGGGAGUGCUCUUCAGCUAAGCUUGUGAUCCAGAGCUGCACUACUCGAUAACAACAUGCAAGGCCUCGCGCUCACGUCAUCCUCCAGCAAGAUCGUGCUCGCGAUGUUCCUGCUCGGCUUGGCGGCUGGUGCCGCCGCCGCCGACGGCCGGAGGCGGCACGUCUCCAGAAGCCCCGACGAGCCGUGUAAGAAGAUGACGCUCUACUACCACGACAUCCUCUACAACGGGGUCAACAACUCAGCAAACGCGACGGCGGCGCCGGCAACGAAACCGACGGCACUGAGCACCGUGUUCAACCCCAACGGCACCUACUUCGGCAUGCUGGUGGUGUUCGACGAUCCGGUAACGGAGGACAGGGCGCUGCCAGUGGCCGGGGAGGAGCCGGCGGCACGCGCUCAAGGAUUCUACUUCUACAACAUGAAGGAGACGACCAGCGCGUGGUUCGCCUUCACCCUCGUGUUCAACUCCACGGAGUCUAAGGGCACCCUCAACCUCAUGGGCGCCGACCUCAUGGACGAGAAGACGCGCGACUUCUCCGUCGUCGGCGGCACCGGCGACUUCUUCAUGGCGCGCGGCGUCGCCACCAUCCGCACCGACGUCAUCGAGGGCUUCUACUAUUUCCGCCUGCAGAUGGACAUCAAGCUCUACGAGUGCUACGUCUGAAACUCUCAUCGGACGUUGAAGGUGGAAUUAUUAUGCUAGCACAUGCGCGUGCCAAUUAGGGAGUGAAUAAAAUAAUGAUGGCUUCCCAUUCCAUACAUUUUUCUUUCACGGUUAAAUUGUCAUGUGAGUUAUAUAUAGCUUCUUUUUAUAACUUACAUAUAGUUCAAAUGAAGGGUUUCUCGUGCCACCGUUUACUGUACCAUUUCUCAUCUUAAAUCAAUAUCAACCAGAAAGACUAAUCAUUUUUCUUUUGAGAACUCUCAACCUUUAUUCAUGUAUCAUCAGGAUGAAUUUUGCUUCAGUGCCAGUUAAGAUCGCAAAACCUCUAGUGGAGCAACAAUCAUCAACACAUCCUACCCAGCCGGGCACAAAAAACCGAAACCGAAGACCGAAGCCGAAAUAACCGGGACCGAAACCGAAAUACAGGAAAAUUCGGUGUUCGGUCAUACGAUCGGUCUUGCCAGGCAACUGACCGAAAUAUUUCAAUACUGUUCGGUUGUGUCGAGCAAACGACCGAAGCGACCGAAGCGACCGAUCAUUUCAGCCCAGCAGCCCAUUCGGCCACUUUUCUAGCUCCACUCCAGCCUCCAGGCCUCUUUUCACUCUCGCUUCGUUCCUCAUUCGACCCUGGACAACACACAGCAGAGAGACCUGCCCUAGGGUUGCGCCGCCGCCCCAUCCUCCUGGAACAGCGAGCGCCGCCGCCGUCCGACGCCCCGGCCGACCGGCCAGCACUCCAGGCCUCCAGACGCAUCUCCUUCCCGCCGCAUCUCCAGGUCUCCAACUCCGCGUCGGCCGGCAGCACGCCACCACAGGGAUCCGGCCAGCAAGUGACACGAUGGCAUCCGAACCUGAGUAUGUUCUUGAGGAUGAGCUGAAUGCACGUGAACUUGCCCUUGCGAAAGCCCGUGAACAUACUGUAGAUGCCCAUCUAAUUAACAUACUGUAGAUGCCCAUCUUAUUUACAUACUACUCCUGCCCAUGUUGUUUACAUAAAAUCAUUCCUGCUGUGCUCCCAUUUGUAAACUGCUAUUUGUAAGCUGCUCCCAUUUCCUGCUGUCUGUAACGUGUUGUGAACUUGUGAAUUGUGAUAUACUGUUCAGUUUCCCCA